Messenger RNA from Anoplophora glabripennis (Asian longhorned beetle), 3032 nucleotides. It is a transcript of the gene Fdl, whose product is annotated as probable beta-hexosaminidase fdl. Gene Ontology annotation, molecular function: beta-N-acetylhexosaminidase activity. Gene Ontology annotation, cellular component: membrane. Bases 315 to 2204 code for a protein of 629 amino acids. The transcript has 6 exons. Gene Ontology annotation, biological process: carbohydrate metabolic process; glycosaminoglycan metabolic process; ganglioside catabolic process. Lineage: Eukaryota; Metazoa; Arthropoda; Insecta; Coleoptera; Cerambycidae. The record is from RefSeq and is a predicted model, not a curated record.
GACGGUGCAGUAGUUGAAAUUCAUGCGGUCGCUGGUCGAGCGCGAGUAGGCUGGUUCUUGUGCCGAGGCGGGUUCCAUCAAGGUUGAUGUCCAUCUCUUGCGGUGUUCUUACCUGGUCGGGUGUGCGCGGCGUUGGAAGCGGGCAGUGUCUGCCGUUUACCAUGGCGUGAUAGUGCUAAUGGUGCGUGUGAUCGUGCACAUAUUUGGAGAGAGAUUUUGGCGGCGUGUGAUGCCCCUGCACCAGUUGUGAAGCCCAUUGUUCAUGAGUCAGAAACGAAACAAAUCGUAGCCUUGGUACUAAGAGGCGCGAAAGGAUGAAGCAGGGCGAGCUGCGACGCGCCUUGAUGGUCGUUACUCUGCUGUGCGUUUUCCUAUUCAUCUACCUGUACUGGCAACAGACCACCAAGCUCGCCCCGACCCUAGUCUACAACUACAAGCACGUGUAUAGUUCCUACAAGAAGUCCCAUCCGCCUCAAUGGACCUGGGAAUGCAUAAAUCAGCGCUGCGAGAGGCGAAGCAUCAAAGGUGGCGUCGCUGCUGUGUCACUGGCCACAUGCAGCAUGCUCUGCGGUUCCACGCAACUCUGGCCCCAGCCCACCGGGCCCGUCACCCUCGGAAGCAGAGCAGUGACCUUCAAUCACAAGCAAUUCGAGCUGGAAACCGUCGCUAACGCGCCAGCUAGGACCUUGCUGGAAAAAGCGUACACCAGCUUCAACGAGAACGUUGUUAGUAUGGUGGAGAAGAAAGAUUAUAUCAAGGAAAAGACAGACAUCUCUAAGUUCUUGAUAAGGGUGACGAUACUGCGAUCUGAAGUGGUUAGAUUGAAGCUGAACACCGACGAAAGCUACACCAUAGUCUUGAAGUACCUGGGGAACGAAGUCGUGGCUAAUAUCACAGCGCAGACUUUCUUCGGUGCUCGGCACGGGUUGGAAACCCUCUCCCAACUCAUCUGGUGGGACGACUACACCAAGGGAGGCAUGUUGAAGGUGUUGAAAGGUGCCACGGUCCAAGACACUCCUAUAUUUGCGUACAGGGGCCUCAUGGUGGACACCUCGAGGAACUUCAUGUCCAUCGAAAGCCUGAAAAGGGUACUGGUGGGGAUGUCAGCUAGUAAACUCAACGUUUUCCACUGGCACAUAACAGACUCCCAAAGCUUUCCCUUGGUGGUCCCCAGCGUACCACAGCUGGCCAAGAACGGAGCCUAUGGGCCGGGUAUGACGUACGCCCCUGAAGAAGUGAAAGCCUUGGUGGAAUUUGCCAGGGUGCGCGGUAUAAGAGUUGUGUUAGAGGUGGACACGCCGGCCCACGCUGGGAACGGAUGGACUUGGGGUCCACAAGAAGGUUUGGGAGAGCUCGCCGUCUGCGUGAACGAGCGCCCGUGGAGCAUGUACUGCGGGGAACCCCCUUGCGGCCAGCUCAACCCUGAGAACCCCAACGUCUACGACGUGCUGGAGAAGCUGUACAGAGACCUGUUAGAUUUAAGUAGCGAAUACGAAAUUUUCCAUAUCGGUGGAGACGAAGUGAACCUGGAGUGUUGGGCGCAGCACCUGCAGAAAUCCAACACCCUGUACAACUACACGGACUUGCACGAUCUGUGGGGCGAGUUCACCGUGAAGGCCUUGAAUAGGCUGUACGCCGCUAAUGGGAACAAAAAAGUGCCCUACGUUAUAGUGUGGUCGAGUAAGUUGAGUAAGAGGCCUUAUCUGACCAAGUAUUUGGACAAGAGCAACGUGGUGGUGCAAAGUUGGGGGGCCAGCCAGUGGCCCGACACGCCGGAUCUUAUUGCCGAUGGGUACAAGGUGGUUGUAUCGCACGUAGAUGCCUGGUACUUGGACUGCGGGUUUGGAAGGUGGCGCGAGACGGGCGACGCCGCCUGCGACCCCUACCGGCCGUGGCAGACCGUCUACAACCACCGGCCCUGGCAGCAGCUCCACCUCAACACCAAGCAGAUCCUGGGGGGCGAAGUGGCCCUCUGGAGCGAGCAGCUGGACGAGGGCUCACUGGACGCCCGGCUAUGGCCCAGGGCCGCGGCCUUCGCCGAGCGGGUGUGGAGCGACCCCCAGCUCGACAUGUCCACCUACGCCAUCCAGGAGGACGUGUACACGCGGCUCAGCACCCACAGGGACAGACUGGUGGGCAGGGGGCUCAGCGCCGAGGCCCUGUGGCCCUCCUGGUGCACCCAGAACCCCGGCAUGUGCCUUUGACGAACGCCGCCAUCGGCGGCAGGUGUAUAUAGUCCAAUUCUACUCCUUCUCCUCACCGUGCACAGUGAUAUUAGUCUAGUAUUUAAACGGAUGACUCUUAGCUUUAAGGGGAGGGCGAAGGGGUCUCUUGGAGGCGUGGGGGAGAGAGUUACAAGAGCGGUUUCGAAUGUUGUGAUCUGAGAUUGAAAUUUUUAUCGUUAAGUAAGGGUUUGUUUUUGGGUUUCAAAAAGGAAUAAACGUAUUCAGGGGCGCACCCCGAAAAAAGGCUUGAAAGACCAAAUUCAGUUGGAGAGAAUAGUGUGGGUCUGUUUCUAAAAAAAAAUAUCACAUUUGUUUCAAUUUCUCUUAAAAUUUUCACGUAGAUUGAUGAAGUUUGGGCCAACUAUUUAACUAAUUACAAAAAAUAUUACAAAUCUCUAAGUGACUGUCAACUGGAGAAGUUAUCACAAUGGGCUCAUGUAGAAUUUUUUUUUCUCCCCAAAAUAGUUACUUAAUGAAAACUCACGAAAGGCACGUUGUGACGUCAUAUCACACCCACAUACUUGGAUAGGCCUCACAUACAUCACCAGAUAACUCUAGCUAAGGGAACAGACAAAAACAAACAAAUUUAAACUAUUUUAAGAAAGAAACACCGUUACAAAUUUUGAUAAGAUUGAUUUUUGGGAAAGUUAUCUGUAAUAAUUUUAGACCCUGGUUAUAACUUGCGCAUAUAAGUCAAAGUAAGAUUUCGCAGUAAAUAAUGGUAUGCCAUAUGCUGAAAAAUAUUAUGUAUUUUUUUAUGAUCUAUUUAUGAUAUACAGGGUGUUUCAGAAAAAACUCCCGUAAAUU